This is a messenger RNA of Dermatophagoides pteronyssinus (European house dust mite), 7107 nucleotides long. RefSeq names its product Ubr3 ubiquitin ligase (gene Ubr3). Lineage: Eukaryota; Metazoa; Arthropoda; Arachnida; Sarcoptiformes; Pyroglyphidae. Gene Ontology annotation, biological process: protein ubiquitination; ubiquitin-dependent protein catabolic process via the N-end rule pathway. Gene Ontology annotation, cellular component: cytoplasm; ubiquitin ligase complex. Gene Ontology annotation, molecular function: ubiquitin protein ligase activity; zinc ion binding. The record is from RefSeq and is a predicted model, not a curated record.
UGUUUUUUUUGAAUUUCAUAAAAUUUCAUCAUUUUUUCAACAACAAACAAAAUAUUGACAACAUUUAACAAUGGAAAUGUUUGAUUUGAAAAAGAUUAAUCUUUAUGAAUUAUUUGAUCUUUCAAAAGAAUGUACCGAAACAGAAAUUCGUAAAGCUUAUCGUAAAAAAGCCUUAAUACAUCAUCCGGAUAAAAAUCCAGAUAAUCCAAAAGCAAAUGAAAUAUUUCAACGUUUAUCCAAAGCUUUAGAAAUAUUGACAGAUGAAAAAGCAAGAGCUUCUUAUGAUAAAAUUUUACAAGCUAAAUUUGAUCGUCAAAUACGUGAUAGAAAACUUGAUGCUAAACGAAAAAAAUUCAAAGAAGAUUUGGAACAAAAAGAAAAAUUUGUCGAACAAGUAUCGAUUAUCGAAGAAGAGGAACGAUUAAAACGUGAAAUUGAACGUAUCCGUAAAGAAGGAUCGAAACAAUUGGAAGAGGAAAACGAAUUGUUAAAGAAAAAAUUAAAUGAAAGUCUAAAUCAGACAAAAUCAACGAUACGAGGCAAUAAUGUUGUUAAAGUUAAACUUAAAAAACGUUCCAAAGAUUUAAAUAUAAUUACCGAUGAAUUGAUUCGAAAAAAUUUUACACAAUUUGGAUCAAUAUUAUCGAUUGUAAUGGUAAAAAAAUCAGCAUUAAUCGAAUAUGAACAUUAUGAUUCAAUGAAAAGGAUUGCAGCAAAUUGUCCGAAAGGAUUUGAAUUUGAAAUAUUAAAUGUUAAUCGUGAUUCAUCGGCAGAAGUGUCCACAACAGAAAACUCCAUCAACCACAACAACAACAACAACAACAACAAUAAUCAUACUGAUAAUUCAAAAGUACCGCAAGAAACCGCUUUGCCUACUGUUGCUAAAUGUGAUGAUAAUGAUUAUGAAGAAUAUAUUCUUAAACGAUUACAAGAAGCUGAACAAAAUAAACGAAAACAAAAACGUUUGUUGGAAAAACACAUUCAAGAUCAUGAUCAUCGACGUAUCAAUCAAGUGAUUGAUUAUUUGUUUGAUUUUCGACAAAACUAUACACCUGAAGAGCUUAUCGAAUGGGUUAAAUAUUUAAUUUGUGGUCGUCGUUUGCCUGUUAAUUUUGCAAAGGAUGUAAAACAUUAUGAUAAAACAUCUAAAUGUACUUCGGUUUGGACAAAUGAUUUUGUUGCCUAUCGUUGUCGUACUUGUGCAAUUUCUUUAUGUAUGUCAUUAUGUGCUGAUUGUUUUUUGAAUGGCGAUCAUAAAGGACAUGAUUUCAAUAUGUUUCGUUCAAAAGCUGGUGGUGCUUGUGAUUGUGGUGAUUCAUUUGUUUUAAAACCUGAAGGAUUUUGUCGUAAACAUCAGCCACGUAAUUCAGAUUUAGACAUACAAAAAAAUACGAAAAAUAUCCCACCAAAUAGUCUUCUUUGUAUUGCUAAUGAAAUUGUUCCACGUUUACUUCAUUAUCUUUUGCUUUAUCUUCGUGGAAAUAAUUUUACAAAUAAUAAAAAAGCCAACGCAUUAAUUAAUGACAUUUUUAUUUAUUUGUGUGAUCUCGGAACUCUAAUGCAAACUAUAAUAUACAAUUCAUUGACCGAUCCAAAUUCGUAUAACUCUUGUCUCAAAUUGAAUAAAGAAGAUGAUCUAGAUUACCAACAUUAUUUGAAAACAUUAUCGAAAAAUUAUCGAAAAGCCGUUCAGGAAUUGGAAUUAUCAUCAAUAUUUCCUGAUUUAAGCGAUUUAGAAAUUUCUGAUCUUAAAAUAUCUGAUCAAAUUGAAUCCUUCAAAGCAGACUUAAAACAUCAAACAUAUUUGGAUGAGAUAAUUUUUUGGACAAUAUACUAUGAAUUUCCUACUAAUUUAAUAACUUUUCUAUUGAAAAUGUUACCACAUGAUGAUUAUAAGGCACAUUUUGCCGAAUGUUUUGUCAAACAUUAUUUUCGUAUUUCUAUGCUCAUAUUACAUCCGAUCCAAAGGUUUAACGGCAUGAAUGAUAAAGAUAUUUAUCAUAAUAAAUUGGCUAACGCUAUCGUACACAUCAGCGUACAACUUUUCAGUAAUGAAAAUUUAGCUCGAGAAUUAUGUGAAAAAUUUCAUCUACUUUACAUCAUAAUAUUGUCAUUUAAAUUUGCAAUAUGUGGUGAUGGUAAAAAUUUUUGGGGAAUACUUAAAGUAAAUUCUGAAUUGGGAUUUGAUCAUGGCAAUUAUAUAAUCGAAGACAAAGGACCUAUUGUUCAUCAUGUAGUUAGCUGUGAUCAUCCUAUUCUUCGCUAUCAUCGGUUUUGGCCAUUGAAUAGUGAUCUUAAUAAUCUAUUUACUCAUAAACAGAUUGCUCAUAUGUUUCUCAACGAUAACGACCUCAUUGAUGUUUGGCUUGAAUUUAUUAUGGCAUUUCAAGCAAUGAAUAUGAAUCUCAAAUCAACAAAAGCAGAUGAUACCAAUCAAAAUUAUAAACGUUCAUUUUCAGCCGAAGUUGAGAUUGCAUCAUCACAAAUGUGGACAUUAAUUUCACAAUUAAAUGAUAAAGAAUCAUUACCAUUGACUAUCAAUUUUGUACAACGUGCUAUGAAAUGGCUUAGAAAAUGGCUCUAUCUGAUUUCGUUUGAUAUUAAUUUGAUCGAUACAGAUCGAUGUACAUUUCAUUUGCCUCUUCAUCGUUAUUAUUCUGUGUUUCUUAAUCAUGCUGUUGCUAAUCAGGAUGCUAACCUUAACGAGUUAUUACCUACUGAUGGUGAAGAACUUAAAAAUUUUCUGGCCCAUCCACUUCAAACACUUAUUGCUUCUUAUCAUAUUAUGUCUAACAUGUGGUUCAGUUUUGGUCCUCACAUCAAAACACAAGCCUUAAACUAUAUGCAUUCUCAAUUCUGCAAUUCAAAAAUCGAUGCCGAUUUGUUUCUUGUACAACAGAUUGCUGCAAAACUUGAUCCAGAAGAAUUUGUCGAAAUGUUUUUCCGUAUAUAUGGUCUAAAUGAACAUCUAAAUCUAACACCUUUACCCGAAAAUGAAAUUGACAAAAAUCGUUUAGUCACUUUUCUUGAAAAUGGUUUCGGUCUAUUUGCUACUAUACUUGGUGUUCAGUUAAAUCUUGGUCUUUCUACAAAUGAUGUUACACGCAAAGAAAUGGUCGCUAUAUUAUCUGUUUCGGAUAAAAAACAUUCACAAAUUCAAGAUAUGAUGCCUCGUCGUUGGGGUAUGUUACAGAAUAAUGGUUUCAUUGAAAUUCUACAUGAUAUUGCCGAAUACAAAUCACCAGAAGUUGAAGUUAGUGGUAGUCUUGUUCAAGGUUACUUUUAUCCAAAAAAUGAAGUAUGGCAGAAUGAAUACGAUCCUUUGUUUGUUCUAUAUCGUAAUGCAUUACGACGAGAAUUUCAGGCAUCAUUGGAGCGUUUUGCCGUUUAUGCUAAACAUUCAAAUAAAUAUGAAUCGAAUAGUCUUCCAUGGCCUCCAUUUCGUAUACCACCACCGAUCAAUGAAAGAUUUAUCGAUCCUCGCAUAAUAUUGAAAAGUAAAACAUUACAUGCAUAUUUUUUUGCAAUACUUUAUCGGUCUUUAAACGAUACAGUUUCUAUUACACAACAUUUAAUGUCGAUUGUUAUACAUCUUAUUGAAUUGACAAUAAUUGAAUCAAUGAAAUCAGAUACCGAUCUGUGCCUGUCUGAUUUAGAAAAACCAGAAAAUAAAAUCAUCAAAUAUGUCAAUGAAUUUGAAUUUAAUUCGUGGUAUAAAUCAGCAGAUAUAUUUAGCAAUUUCAUCACAAUUAUACGAAAAUCUGAAUUAUCAUUGACAAGAAAUAGUGAUCAAAUUAAAACUAAAGUUAUAGCAUCAUUAUUCAGUCUAUUGAUGCCUGAUGAUCAACUUAAUCCAUUCAGUCAUUUAGAAGAAUUUGAUAAUAGUCCAAUCAUAGCAAUUGAUAAUGAAAAUGAUGAUGAUGAAAAUGUAAUCAAUGUAAAUGAAUCCGAAAAUGAACCUGGUGAUGUUAAUUUUGAUUCUGGUGUUUCACGAGACGAUUCAUUUGCUAGCAAUUCUACCGCUGAUCCAAAUGUAAUUGUUCAAAUCAAUCCAUUAAGUAUUGCUCCUAUGUUAUCGUUUUAUAUUGAUGGUGAAGAAAUACCUGAUGUAAUUAUUCGUGAGGCAAAACAUUUGAAUAAAUUAAUGAAUAAUAAUAACAUACAAAACGCAACAACCACAACCGCCGAUAGUGCUGAUGAAAUAAGUUCGAAUGAUUCAUCACAGCCAUCAAGUUUGGAUGAUUCUUCAAAUCUCAAGCCUUCAACCAGUUCGAAACCAUUACCCACAGAAAAACGAUUGGUUAUUCGAACAAAACCUUUUAAGUUUAAAUUGGAUGUGAAUGAAUCGAUUUUGACAUUGUUGCUACGAUUACAUUCAAAACUAAGCGAAAAAAGAGAUUCAUUCAAAACCGAUGAACAAAGUUUAAUGAAAUAUGAUCUUAAUUCACGUAUUGGUGAUGGUCCAUAUUUUAUCGGUUGUCUAUUGAAACGUUUUAUUUAUUCUUGUGCAGAGCGUCUAGAAUCACGACAUUCUUUACCAUCGGGUUCGUGUUUGAAUAAAGUCAUAGAAUUUGUAGACCGUACUAGAUGUUCAAUCUGGCCAAUGAUUAAUAAAACAGCUUCACCGAUUCCUACAACAAGUGUAAAUGACGAUGUGAUCACUCCUAUGGAUAUUGAUCUGGAUGAAUUACAACGUUCAGAAAAGAAACGUAAAGCUUUAGAACGAAAAAAACAAAUAAUGAGUAAAUUCUGUUUACUUCAAAAUGAAUUUAUCAAAAAUAAUAAAAGUACGUUCGAAAAAUUUGAUGCAGAGGAAUCAGAACAUGAAAGUUCGUUUUCAUCUAAUACUACUGCAGGAUCUAACAAUCCAGGUACAGAAAAUGAUCAAUCAGGAAAUUCUGAUUCUUCGGACAAUAAUUCUUCAACGAUAAAAUAUCAACCUAAAACUUAUCAAUGUGUAAUCUGUAUGGAUACUGGAGCAUCAAUUCUUGAACGACCAUUUGUUCAAAUGGUUCUUCUUCAAUCAUCAUCAAUAUUGAAUAAUACUUUUGCCUAUACAUUAGCCGAUGAAUUCAAAAGCAAUCCUUGCCUUUCCGAUAUUAUCGAAAAAUUUACAACAAUCCCAACGAAUGUUGAAGAUUAUUGUAUAUUUAAAGAGCGGAAAACUUUUGCUCAUUAUUUCGAACAUAAAGUUGAUCGUUUAUUUCCUUCGUUCGCAUUAGAUUCCUGGCUAAGCUCUUUUAAUAUUGGUUGGUGUGGAGGUGUACAUGCUCAAUCUUGUGGUCAUUUUAUGCACAUGGAUUGUUAUCAAUCAUAUAUUUCAUCCGUCUAUCAGGAUAGAGAUAGCAAUGAUCUGAUUGAAUAUCCAUGUCCAUUGUGUCGUAAGAUAGCGAAUUCAGUCCUUCCUAUUAUUCCCAAUUUGCCAAAUUUCCCACUAGUACAAUCACGUAAAAAUGAUGAUCCAAAUGGUGUUGCGGUCGAAAUUCUUAAUUUAUUGUCCAAUUGUGAUCAAGCUCGAUUAGCAAAUACUACCGAAGAUGAUUCAAAAUUUUUAAAAGUUUUAGCCAUGGCAAUCGAAGAUGUAAUGAAAGCCACCGAACCACAAUAUCGUAAUAUUCGUGUAGAUCCUUGUCCACAAUCAUUAUUUCUAUUUUUAUCAUCUAUUUCUCGUACUAAUCUUGAAUAUAAUAUCGUUUUGUGGCGUAAAUCUCUUCCUUUAAACCAAAAUGCUUCAUGUCUUGUGCCUCUAUUUCAUGCAUUAUCUUUGAAUGCAAAAUUAGUAUUACCCAUGUACUAUAUGAAAUUAUGGGCUCAAAUCACUGGCGUUGAUGCUGAUGAAAUCGGAUCACAUUUAUUGCCAUAUGAAAAACAAGUUCCUUUAUUGAUCAAAGAUGUUUCAGCCAUCUUAUUACAAUUUCUUUAUGCAUUACCAUUCAACAUUGACAAAGCCUAUUUUCUAUCAAUCGUAAAAGCAUUAUUAAAUUUAAAUUUCAUACAAGCAAUCGUCAUGAUGACCUUUCUCUUUACACCGGAUGAAAAGCUAGCAAUGAAGAUUCGUUUCGAAACAAAAAAUAACGGUGAAUUUAACAGUUAUCUUGAUUAUGUUGGUUUUAUUGUUAACAGCUUCGAAGCGUCUAUUUUGAAUUCCAGCAUCAUUGGAAUAGAUAAUCGUAAACCAAUUUCUAAGCGAUCGAUUCUUGAAUCGUUGUCCAAAGUUUGUUUACCAUUUUUGCGUUUAGCUGCUAUGAUAUUUCAUUUGCUAUUCAAUCAAACAACACUUCCUGAAAUUGAUAAUCAACAAAUUUUAGAUGAAUUUACUACGUUAGCCGAUUAUCUUUGUUUAAAUUCAUCGUCUUUAGAUACAUCAAAGUCAAAAUCAAAAUCGCUAGUCGACGAUGAAGAUUAUGAAACAUUUUUUAAAGCUUAUAUAAAUUGGAUGUGUAAUCCAUCCAGUUUGAUCACUACUUGGUAUAGCGAAUUCGACAAAUUGAUUCAAACAAAUCCUAUGGCAGCUUCGAGCUUAAUACAGGAAAAUUGUGUUAUAUCAUCACAACCAAAACUUUUACGUUUGCCAAAAAUGUAUGAAGAAUUAUUUAUGUUCUAUCAUAAACGUCCAUGUGAAACAUGCAAUAAUAUACCGAAAGAUCCUUCACUUUGUCUGAUUUGUGGUCAAAUAAUUUGUAUGCGUGAACCAUGUUGUCGUAAUGGAAAUACAUUCGAAGGUGUUCAUCAUUCAAGAAAAUGUGGAGCUGGAACUGCACUAUAUUUGGUAAUCAAUUCAUCGACAAUCAUUUUGAUUCGUGGUCGUAAAGCAUGUGCAUGGGGAUCAGUUUAUUUAGAUGAAUUUGGUGAAGAAGAUCGUGAUUUAAAACGGGGAAAACCAUUGUUUCUAUGUAAUGAACGUUAUCGUAUACUUGAACAACAAUGGUUAACACAUAGUUUUUUAAAUAUCAACAAAAAAUGGAUCUAUCAUACAAAUAUGAUUUGAUGAUAAAACGGAAGCUUUUACAUCUGGAGCAAACAUAUAACAUCCUUUUUAUUGACAAAAAAAAUGUACUUAUUAUAUUUCAAGGCAUACAACAACAACAAAAAAAAUGUUAUCGACAU